UUACGGAAGUAUUAUCGAUGCACAUGCGUGCUGCGCGCUUCAAUAUAAAUUGCACGCUUUCUGAGCUACUUUUGUGAUUAUUUAAGUUAACUAAUUUGUUUUAAUUGUGUGCAAUGGAAAGCGACAUACUUGAUGGACUUGAUCAAGUCGGCUACAGUGUUUCCCUUGAGGAAAAGGCACUUUCAGCAGCAUGUGAACAAGGGUUUAACUCUCAGGAGUUUGUACACGUGUGUACAUGGCUGUCAUCAAAACUUCACCAAUACUGUGAUGCCAAGGAUCAGAAAUCAGAAAUGACAGACGAUCCUGAGAAGGCAAAACUGGAAAUAAGCAAACUAUUGAAAGAGCUGUCCUGUCCAUACAAGGGGCUUGAUGGGGAACUGAAGACCAAAAAGCAACAUCUGAAAAUCCUUUUGUUUUUAGUAUCAGAACUUCAGGCCACACAGAUUACAACAAGCAGAAGAGAAAAAUGUAAAGACACAAAGGUUGAGAAAAAGACUUCGUCUCUUCAAGACCUCCAAGCAGUUUGCAAAGUGCUGAAACUCCCAGAGCCAGAACAACAGCAGACAACAGACUUAUUUUCAUCUAUAGAAAGUGAGAUAAAAGUUUUGCUGAAGAAAGUUCCAGAAAAGCACAUUGGAAAACCAGUGUUAAAGGAGUCUCUUAACAGUGAGCAGUGGAGAAAGCUGGAGAAGAUAAACAGUGUUCUUUUGGCAGACUAUGAGUGUCGUCGGCGCAUGCUGAUCAAGCGGCUGGAUGUUACUGUGCAGUCUUUCGGCUGGUCAGACAGAGCCAAGGCAAAAACUGACACAAUGGCCAGGGCCUAUCAGCCCAAGAGACAUUCACUGACAUUAAAGUCAUCGGUAAGCCUUGCUCACCUCCUGGCAGCACGAGAAGAUAUCUGCAACAUGGUGAAGACCAGCAGUGAGUCCUGCAGGAAGAGGACGGCCUGCGCUGUGAACAAGGUGUUGAUGGGAAGGGUUCCUGAUCGAGGAGGAAGACCCUCAGAGAUUGAAGCUCCUCCCCCUGAGAUGCCACCCUGGCAGAAGCGACAGGACGGAGGAGGAAGAGGAGGCGGAUACAGAGGCGGUGGAUACGGAGGAGGAGGACGUGGAGGUGGUGGCUACGGAGGUGGUGGCUACGGAGGUGGUGGCUACGGAGGUGGUGGCUACGGAGGUGGUGGCUACGGAGGUGGUGGAUAUGGAGGUGGUGGACAUAGAGGAGGAGGUGGUUAUGGAGGUGGAGGAUAUGGAGGAGGCGGACAUAAAAGUGGUGGACAUGGAAGCGGUGGACAAGGUGGAGGACGACGCCAGGGGGGAUAUUAUCAGCGUUAAAAGGAUGUCCUUUGUGAUGAAAGCUAAGCACAAUGUUAAAAUGAAAGUGUAUAUGAUUAGGCUGCUUUUGGGUAUCCACCACAGAAUUUCCGUUUUUUACAAUUAUAUUGAAAAGAAUGAGACAGGAUUCAUUAAGCAUAUUUAAAUCAGUCAGAUGCAUCGACUGAGACGAAAGGGCAAGAAGGUCAUAGAGGAAAGGUAAUGAUCUGCCACACAUCUUUUUUUUUUUUUUUUUUUUUACAUGGAAAAUAGGAACAAUGAGAAGCAUGUCUGCAGUACCAUGUCGGUUUUCAGGUACACAUUCACUUUUUAAAUCAUCUUUAAUAUUAUUUGUGUGCACUUUUUAUGUUGUUUAUUAACCAGAUUUGUCUGAUGGAUCCUAAGGAUUAGCAUUGUGUUAUAUUAGAUUAAAAUAAUGAAGGCAGUAACAGUGCAACAUUUCUUCCAAAUAAAGCUGCUGUACUCUAGCACCUCUGCAUGUGACCUUUUUUUUAAAUAUAGAAUGGUGCUGAUGCUUUCUAUUUUACUUUGUUCAAUUAAGUAGCAGAUCGAAUUAGUAAAUUUCUUGUAUGGUGUUUCCUUUAUAUUAUUAUUUUAAUAGAAAUGUGACCCAAAUUGUGCUAGUUGCAGUAGAAGAUUUGUGUAGACAACACUUUAUACUAAUUUAUAGUUACACUAAUUUAUAGUAUUAUCUUUUAUUUCAUACAUACAAGGACUCUGACAAAACCUCUAAUAGUAUUGCACCAUGGAGUGCUCUCAAUUAGGUAUAUAAACUGAUAAAAAAAAAUGUCUAAAAGAACCCUGUCUUUAUGAUUCUAGCAUUUAAAAUACUUUGUUCACACAGCAUCAAGUGUCAGAUUUGAAGAAUGCAGUCAGCAGCAUUUCCGUUAUUUAAGUGUCAAGAAAAGCUUCUUUAGACACAGCAUGUAGAGGUGUAAAGAGCUGAUCCUAACAGACAACACAAGAUCAUGCUGGGUUCAAAAUCGGAUGUAAAAGUAUUUGAACCUGACCUACUUCUGAGGCCCAAAUGGUUCACUACUCCCUAUAAAUAAUAAUAGAUAUUAACCACCUGUACAGUGCAUGGAAUAUUUAAUAAUAAAGG
Messenger RNA from Hemibagrus wyckioides, 2433 nucleotides. RefSeq names its product family with sequence similarity 98 member B (gene tslig3b). Gene Ontology annotation, cellular component: tRNA-splicing ligase complex. Lineage: Eukaryota; Metazoa; Chordata; Actinopteri; Siluriformes; Bagridae. The record is from RefSeq and is a predicted model, not a curated record. Bases 114 to 1331 code for a protein of 405 amino acids. The transcript has 8 exons.